AUGUCCACCGGCCUACAACAGCACCACAGUGCACGGGUGGAGCGAAUUCUGAAGGACGCCGAAGAAUGUAACGUCUUCGAGAACGGCGCAGACUCCUUCGACGAAGCCAAGCUACGGAAGGAGGAGAUAUAUUGCAGCCAUAAUAUGUCGGACCUACAGGCAAUUGAAGAGGUGGUUGGUCCAGUUGAAGAGGAGGUUGGUCCAGUAGAGGUGGUGGUUGGUCCAGUAGAGGAGGUGGUUGGUCCAGUAGAAGAGGUGGUUGGUCCAGUAGAAGAGGUGGUUGGUCCAGUACAGGAGGUGGUUGGUCCAGUACAGGAGGUGGUUGGUCCAGUAGAGGUGGUGGUUGGUCCAGUAGAAGAGGUGGUUGGUCCAGUAGAAGAGGUGGUUGGUCCAGUAGAAGAGGUGGUUGGUCCAGUAGAAGAGGUGGUUGGUCCAGUAGAAGAGGUGGUUGGUCCAGUAGAAGAGGUGGUUGGUCCAGUAGACGAGGUGGUUGGUCCAGUAGAAGAGGUGGUUGGUCCAGUAGAAGAGGUGGUUGGUCCAGGAGAAGAGGUGGUUGGUCCAGUAGAAGAGGUGGUUGGUCCAGUAGAAGAGGUGGUUGGUCCAGUAGACGAGGUGGUUGGUCCAGUACAAGAGGUGGUUGGUCCAGUAGAAGACCAACGAAUGAAUGAGGAGGGCAUGCCCAAUCUUUCAGACCGUCGGGAAUCGAACGCAAACUUGCAAGAAGCGAGAUAUUAA
This is a messenger RNA of Procambarus clarkii (red swamp crayfish), 735 nucleotides long. NCBI's taxonomy places the organism in Eukaryota, Metazoa, Arthropoda, Malacostraca, Decapoda, Cambaridae. The record is from RefSeq and is a predicted model, not a curated record.